Messenger RNA from Cyclopterus lumpus (lumpfish), 6919 nucleotides. It is a transcript of the gene tcf3b, whose product is annotated as transcription factor 3b. The transcript is spliced from 23 exons. Gene Ontology annotation, cellular component: mitochondrial inner membrane; transcription regulator complex. Lineage: Eukaryota; Metazoa; Chordata; Actinopteri; Perciformes; Cyclopteridae. The record is from RefSeq and is a predicted model, not a curated record. Bases 591 to 2504 code for a protein of 637 amino acids. Gene Ontology annotation, biological process: mitochondrial electron transport, ubiquinol to cytochrome c; regulation of transcription by RNA polymerase II. Gene Ontology annotation, molecular function: DNA-binding transcription factor activity, RNA polymerase II-specific; protein dimerization activity; RNA polymerase II cis-regulatory region sequence-specific DNA binding.
CUUACGAUAGCCUUCCGCCCGACGACCUAGUGCCCGUAGCGCUCUUGCAUUUUGAGGAAUUGCAGACACAGUACACACAACUGAGCGUCGGCAUUAGACGUUUCCGUCUUUUUGGCCUUCGGAAGACGCCAGAGACGUAUUUUUUCCCCUCUGUGAAAAUACCCCGUCUCUCAAAGGCGUUUGAAAUCGGACACCGCUGGCAGUGAGGCCCUCACUUUUUGUGCGGAGGGAUACGUUGUUGCGUCUGACAAUGUGGACGGAGGUGGUGAAGAUGUCUACGAGAAGAAUGAAAUCAUCUCAGUUGUAACAACAACAAAAAAAAAAGGAAGACGCGAGAUUAGUUACUAUAAUAGAUUUGUUUGCACUCAAGACUUUGAAACAUUGUAGCAAACACGUGGGCGCCGCGUGAAAAGCAGGUUUUUUUUACCGGGACAAAAGGAAGACAUCUACGCUGCUCCAAUGCGUUUCAUGCACUGAGGUCGAAAUUCUCUUGAAGUUUUAUGUUUUUCCCCUCGCGAGUCUCCGCUUUUCUUUUUACUGUUGGAUAUCAGACACUUGGAGAGGAGAGGGUUUAUUAGAGACUGAAGGGUAUGAACGAACAGCAGCAAAGAAUGGCUGCAGUGGGAACUGACAAGGAACUCAACGACCUCCUGGAUUUCAGUGCGAUGUUCGCGCCUCCAGUAGCCAAUGGGAAGAACAGGACAAUGACACUCGCCAGCAGUCAGUUUGGGGGAUCAGCAAUAGACGAGCGCAGCGGCUCUGGGUCUUGGGGCUCAGCAGAACAGAACAGCCCCUCUUUCAGCCAAGGACGGGGCUAUGGAGAAGGAUCCCACUACAAUGAGCAUGAAGGCUUGUCCUCUCCGUUUAUCAGUGCAGGGGUUGCAGGUAAAAAUGAGAGGCCACCAUACCCUCCCUUUGUAAGCCAGCCUGGUUUUCUUCCUAGCGACAUAGCGAUGCCCAGCCCAGAUGCCAUGUCCCCCUCUGGCCUUAAAUCUGGCUCCCAGUUUUACCCGUCAUACCCAAACAACCCAAGGAGAAGGCCGCCUGAUGGAGGCAUAGAAACACAGCCAAAGAAGAUUCGGAAACCCCCUGGCCUGCCGUCCUCGGUGUAUGCUUCCACAUCUGGUGAUGAGUAUGUAAGAGACAACGGAGGAUAUCCUGGUGCUAAGCCUGGAGCUGUCUACCCUUUCUAUAUGCAAGAAGACCCCUGGUCGUCCUCUGGCUACUCUGCCAUGCUGGGUAACUCUCCUCACAUUGGACAGCCGGGCUCCUUCUCUGCAAUUAACCCACAGGACAGGAUGAAGCGUCAACCCCUGCCUCUGUCCCCACAGAACUAUCCUCUGCACGGCAGCGAAGUCAAUGGCUUCCACUCCGCCCCCACCACCUACAACCACACUCCCGCCAUCAACGGAGAAAACAUCAUGGCCAACCGAGGCACCACAGCUGGCAGUUCAGGAGAUGAAAUUGGGAAGGCACUUGCCUCGAUUUACCCGUCAGACCACAAUAGUAAUAACUUCCCCUCCGCUCCAUCUACUCCUGGAUCUCCUCAGGCUAUUGCAGGAGCACAGUCUCAGUGGCAAAGACCAACCACACCCAACUAUGAAGGGCAACCACACGCACUGAGUAAAAUGGAGGACCGUUUGGAGGAGGCCAUCCAUGUACUGCGUAGCCACGCUGUGGGUCAGGGUCUCGAGGGCGCCCCCGACAUUCACAGCUUGCUGUCCGCCGUGCACAAUGGGGGCCUUGGGGGCCUCUCUCCAGCGUUCCCAAAUGCAAGCCUUGCCCUCAGCAACAGACAUCCUGCAAUGCAGGGAGGGAAACACGAGGAGCCCACAGGCCUUCCCCCCAGCAGCACUCUUCUGCACGGCCAUCACGCAUCCGGACCCACACCACCAGUUGGCCAACCGGAGGGCUUCACCAGUCUCCCUGGUUUGGCCCGCUCCACGCACUCCUCUAGCGGCUCAGACAUCAAAAGAGAAGAUAAAGAGGACGACGACAACUCAUCUGUUGGAGACAAAUCGGACGACGAAAAGAAGGACUCCAAGGCAGCACACCUUCGACGAAAGGAGGCGUUGACCCUCCAGAUGCUCGCUAGCCUUUCAGACCAGAAGGAUGAUAGUCUAGAUGAGGAGGAAGAUGACGAGGACCUUCCCCCUGAGGUGAAGCUGGAACGCGAGAAGGAGCGGCGAGUGGCUAACAAUGCCCGCGAGCGCCUCAGAGUACGGGACAUCAACGAGGCAUUUAAGGAGCUGGGGAGGAUGUGCCAGCUGCACCUAAGCCAUGACAAACCUCAGACCAAACUCCUCAUCCUGCACCAAGCUGUCAACGUCAUCCUCAAUUUAGAACAGCAAGUCAGAGAGCGUAACCUUAACCCCAAGGCAGCGUGUUUAAAACGCCGUGAGGAGGAGAAGGUGUCUGGGGUGGUGGGUGAAGCGCCCAUGCAGCUCUCAGGAGGCCAUCCUAGUAUGGGAGGAGAAGGCCACAACCCAGCUGGCCACAUGUAACACCAGGUCUGGUGGUGUUUCCUUGGCUGUCAGAGGAUGUGGCCUUAACAGAUUUCUUCCACCCAUUAUUCUCCUGUGUGUGUGUGUGUGUGUAUAUGUGGACAUGUCUGUGUAUUGUCCGUUCAAGUUUCAAGAUGCACAUUCACACACUCGUACACACACAUGCAUACUGCCAAAACUGACACAGCCUGUUUGUCGCACUCCCAACCAUGACUACAAGCUCAAAUGUGAAGAACUUUUUUUUUAGUUUUGCUUUGUUUUAUACAUGUUAAAAAAAAAAAAAAAAAAAAAUCUUCUUGGUUUCCACUAGACGAUGGAACACCGGAGUACUUUUUUCUUUUUCUUUUUGUCCUGCCACAAAUUGGGACGUGACAACACUGCCGAGAGGUGCUUCUUGUGAAAGAAAGGAGACCUAAACAAACACAAAUUGAAUCGAGGAUUUGUGCCUAAUUGUUACAUGUUUUCUAUUUGACAUUCAAGCAAAUUGCUUUACAUGUGAGGAACAUUUAUUGUGAGGGAUUGCUUAUGUGUAUGAGCAGUUACUUUUAAUGUAUGUCAUUCCCAGCGUGAUGGUACAGUCUUACAUAUGUUAUGUAACCAAGCCCAUAGUUGAAGUUGAAUUGUCUAAAUUCAGUGACUUUUCCCCCCCCCCUCCGAUCUUAUCAGCAAAUGUUUAGCGAAGGCGGCAGAAAGGUCACAGCGGAAAGGUCAAAAGUCUUGGCAGUUUAAAAGCAGCUCAUGAAAAGGUGUGAACUCUGACCUAGAGGCAGUCUCUGACUCGAGCCCGGUCUCAUCCCACAAUGCAUCUGGAGACUCGGCGUAGAAGACUCCUUCCUUUUGAAGGUUAUGAAUUAUCCAAGUGGUAGAUUGCAGUCAACUACAACCCCGUUCUUCCUAUUUGUUGACCAUAAAUUCUAGUGUUACUCCAGUACUCCCUUGUCGUAUGUUCAGGUUUUUGUACUGCUUUAUGUACUAAAGCAUACUUAGACGAGACAAGCACAGUUGUGUAGGUUUAGGCUGCAAGUUAAGUGUCGACCCGUUGUGCAUUUCAGUCCCCGAAAGUCAUGUGUUAAAGCCAUUGGAGACACUCGCUAAGCGAUCAGCACCACUUAGUGCUCGUACUUACCUAAAAUGGUUUACUGACAAUGCCAGCAGACUUAACAGCUCAAUUUUCUUUCCCCUUAAAUGAUGUUCUGUAAAAGACAACAACAAAAAAAUCUGGGUUCCUUUUUUGAAGAAGGGAUCUCAUCAGUCCGCAUUUGUUUGAAGCAGACGAGCCUUCGUGUAACGGAGGCUUUCUUUUCCUAAAAUGAGCAUUCCCACUGAUUUACAGCCCAUCACCUUCCUCUCGAGUACGCUUGUUCUCACGUUUCUUACCGAGAAGUGUGAAUUCACUUCAUACAUUACUCUGAUAUGUUUCAUUUUUCAAAAAUUAAAUAUAUAUAAAAAAAAUAUAUAUUUUUCGUUAGUCUAUACAUUGUAGAUUUUUUACAUAAAUGGCAAUAUUAGUUUGAAGUUUAGAGUGUAUUGUAGAUGAGCUGAAAAAGGGGGGAUAUUUGACAUUUAAAUGAAAUAAUUCAGAAUUGAACUGGGAUGGCAGAGGAAAACGGUAAAGGGAUGAUAAAUUAAAAAGCGUUUGGUGUAUCCUUUAUUCCAGUUUUAGUUGUAAAGCGCAUCAUCGGCUACCCAGAUGAAUUUUUUUUCUUUUCAUUUGGGGAUAUGUGGGCAGAGUUUGUGCCACGGUCCUGUUGAAGUUUUUUCUUACUUUCGCAGCGAGGCACUGAGGAAAAAUGUGGGAAGAUUUUUGUCUAACAGUAAUUAUGCAACUGGUUUUUGAAUGUAGCUACCAUACAAAUGUGGAUCACCUUCAUUUUCAAAGUCGUGUUCCUGGGUUUUUGUCAGUACCCUAUACUAGUUUUCAUUUUAAUUUUCUUUUUUUUUUCUCUCUAAUGUUUGCCCUCAACCAAGUGGCUCUCAGUGUGCAGCUCACUAUUUAGUAGCCUGCACAUUUAUUUUGGAGGCAGACGUCCGUAUUUGGGUGUAAUGGAUAAUAUGGAGAACAAAACAGUGUUAUUGUGACGUUAUUCCCAUGUCAUGUCAUGAAUGGUUUUUACCAACAUGUGAUCGCAAAUGGGAGGUAGAGCAUUUUGUGUGUUUUUUAAUUUCUACAAAAAGAGAUGAAGAAAAAAGACCUAUACAAAUCAAUAGUGUGGCCUUUUCAUUCUCAAGACUUAAGAUGACAUGAUGGGAGAGUGAUACCUUAUCAGUGCCUGAACUUGUAUUUUCAUUUAAGACCGUUUCAUUUGGUGAACCAUAUCAUUUCAUUUAUCAUGGAGAUUAAAGAGGUACUUGUUCAUUCCCCCACCCUCCCUUCUCCUAAUGCUUUUUUCAAUUUUCAGGAAGAAGUUUAAAUGGUAUAAAGAGAUUUUCUUUCAGUGUAUCUAGUUAAAUAAAUAAAUGUUAUGUAGAUCUUGUUUAGUUUUUAUUCCCCUUUUUUUCUAAUUAUUCAACUGGAUUAUAUUGUCCAAACUGCUGUUUUAGUUAAGGUCAUGGGUCCAGGUCAUGAGUUUUCUUUCUAUCUGCCCUAUAUUGCCCCUUCGCUUGACAUUACAGGGUUCAAGAGAUGCUGCUUUUGGCUCUGAUUGUCUGCUUUUGAUGCACAUUAACAUGUUUCAGUGUAUGUGUUGCUUCAAUUUCAAUGUAGGGAGUGAAUUUUAUUUUCCGUCGUAGCUGGAACCUCAAAUGACUUGGAGCAUUUUACAUUUCUGUACAUCAGAGUGCAAGCCCUUUGCUGCAGUGACUUUCAGUAUAUUUAGUCUCCAGUGACUAUCUUCACCUCUUCCAGCUCUUUGAUGCCGUUGACAGUGACUUUUUUUUUUGAGAAGUUCUAAUCACUUCUUUCAAAAAGUUGUAUUUGAAGUUUUUUCUUUUUAUUAUUUCAAGAUCAAUUAUUGUACUGAAUAUUUCCGAUUUUGUUCCAAGGGGGGAAUCUGACUUGAUGUCAUUUAGUAUUCUGUGAGCAUACCAUUAGCCUACAAGCCACAUACUCAAAUUAUUGGUUUGGGGGGGGGAACCUUAUUUCUUAACACAAGUCUUGACGAUAGACACAGUUUGAAAUCUGCAGAAAAGCAAGCCGACCACUGCAGGAGCACAUGAUGUCAACUGAAAAUUACAUUAUUAUGAUGAUAAAUGUUAAGUUGACGGGCUUGAAAUUGUUUUGGUAUAAGAAAGCAGUAAUAAAACACUUGCUUUCAACAGUUUUGUCAUAUCUUUGUUUAACUAAAAAGGGGGAGACUAUUGAGUGUUAAUACAUUCACAGGUACAGAGCCUGACAUCUUGGGAGUGAGGACACUGUUGACUCCUGCAGGGUCCUCAGUGUCUCACUCAAUCUCUCUCUCUCUUUUUUUAUAUAUAUAAAUAUAUAUAGUUGAGAACUGUCCUGUAUAUAACAGUAAUGUAGCAAUAAAUGUGCCAUUUUUAAUAACAGAUUAUACCUUUUCCAAUGUCUGGCUUUUGAAUAUUGUAUACAUAAAAAGGAAAAUAAAGGAAAACAUUGUAAUAAAGGGUUUAUUGUAGUUCGGAAAAUGAAUUUGUUCAUAUUUGCAAUUGUCAAUAGCCGGUUGGGGAUCACACAUGCGUUUGUGAUUCAUGAUUACGCAACCCAAGGCACCACAUUAAAUUCAAGACAGUACCGCAAUAUUACAGCUACAUGGUUGCCCAACACGGGACACAGUCUUAAAAAAAAACAACAACUCUGUUGUAAGCGGAGACCUUUUUGAAGUGGUGGCCUGAAAUGAACCGUAACUGUUGCAGUCGGUCAGUUUUGUUAUUUUUAACAGGCUUAAAAGAAGGCACCCCAGUGGUCCUUCACGGCCAUCGGCGCGAGAAUACUGUGCGACGAGUAAAGAACUACAACUGAGAGAAGGUCAGGAUGGUCCAGAAAAUACUAAAUAAACUCGUCGGCCUCAAGUAUAUUAGUAUUUUAAGGACGUGGGUGCCAAAUAUGGCUGCAUGGGGAACAGUUGGUGGAGUGGCGGUCAUUCACUUUACAGACUGGCGAUUGGUUCUGGACUAUGUGCCAUACAUUAAAGGGAAGUUCACCACGGAUGAGUAAAGUCCCACGCAACUAAAUUGACCAGAGCUUGGGAAUGGGCACAUCAUGGGUGGAUCGCUUACACGAUGCCCCGGCUCAACAAUCGGUCGCCGGGGGGCUUGUUAGGAGUUUGGACGACAAACCACACUCUGUAUAAAUGCUGCUUUUGAUCCAGUGUUCUUUAAUGUGAAUAAAUCUUUAAUUUCCCCAAAUGCGUCCACUUAUUCUGCAAACUGUGAAAUUGUUUUGUCCCGAUUGCUUGACGGUGAGAGUAUUUUUGUAUUUGGUGGUUGGUGCUAAAAAUAAAAUUUAAAAAAAGAUA